AUGGGGAAAACUGUACAGGUAAGUUCAAUUUCAGGAUAUCGAUUGUUCAUGUGAAAGUGCCGACUACAAGUCACCACAGAUAUUAGAGCCAUACAGUAUGGUUAUACCGGUCACCAUGUACAUUUAUUGGGUCGGGGAAUUUUGUGAGCUAAUAUUUUAAAGUUUAAACAUACCUGACGAACUUAAAUAUUUAACUGACAAAGAGGGAAUUAUUUCCGCUUUUCAAGGUGACUAUACUGUAUACUGUAUAUUAUAUCUUCGGCAGUCUGCUAUAUUUUAAUACUGACAACUCAUAUUUAUUAAUUUAGGCACAUUUGUUGAUUUCAAUGUAUGAUAUAUCUCGCACAAUCACUCAUGAGGAAUUUAUAUUUUUAAUUUUGGUCCUGUAAAUUCCAUGUUGGUUAUACUAAAACGUACGAUACAGUCUGGGAUAAGGGAGCUAAUUUACAUGGAGGGCAUGAUUUAUGCCUGAACUAUCCGGUUAUGAAGAAUUACAAUUGUCCAAUAAGUGACCAAUCUAUCAAAUGCAUACUAGGCAUAGAUAUCUUAUAUACACAAGAUAGUGCAUCUAAUUAUUCUGCAGUUCAAACAUUGAAGCCAUGAUUGCAGACUCAGGAUAUUCCCAUGAAAUGAGAAGACUCGUUUUUUUUCCAUUUCUUAAACAGAGAACUUAAAUAUUAAAGUAAACCUAUUCCAAAUACAUUUUUAAACUAUUCGAAUGAUGGAAGUUAUUGUUGUUUUUUAAGCGUUUAUUAGCGAGUGGGAAAUUUCAACAUGGCCGCCAUUUAUUCAAAUGGGGGUAACCGCUGGAAUAUUCUGGGCUUCAAUUUUACUAAAAGAGAUGCACUAUCUAGUGUAUGUAAGAUAUCUAUGAUACUAGUCCGUUUGCUGCGUCCCGUUAUCGUUUAUACUUUCAUUAAGCAUGUCUUGGAACUGAAAUAUUUUUAUCGGAACUAACACUUUCGAACACGUUGAGUUCAAAUCCGAAAACUUCCCGCACCGUAGACCCGCAGUUUUCUCACAAACUGCUAUUUUAUAUUCGCUAAUUUCACAACAAAUUUUUUCAUUGUUCAACGUCACGGAUCAAUGACGACACACGAUUAUAUCAGUCAAAACGACCAAUUUCUAUUAACCAGUCUUCUUAAAGGGGCAGUGUCACCAUUUGCGCAUCUUUACUGCGCAUAACAAAAGAAGCUUCGGAAAUUGUCGGAAAUCGCUCGGGCCUCAAUAAUCGCCAUUGUUUUAGGAGCGUUGAAUUGAUGAAAUCCGGAUGAGCAUGGUAGGUUUAGACAUAUAUUUGCAUUUUAAUAUAUAUCGGAUGUCACCUAUUUGACCUUGAUUAUUAUUAAUAGGAUUCAUAUUGUACAUGCAAGAGUUCUUGCAACACGAGAAGAAAGGAAAAUGGCACUCGAGGAUGCCCUUGUAAGGGUAAAAAUAUGAAGUGCGAUGAGAAUUGUCGGUGUGGUACACGUAAUAAACCAUGCAAAAAUAAGGUAAAUAUGGAAAAGUCGAUAUCUUUUAAAGCGAUGUGGCUUCAAACUUUUAAUUUUUAUUAUCUAAUUUCGUUUCAGGAAGGCGCUGUCGCUGCCGUACAAACUACUGACACACAAUGUCAAAUAGCACAUGGCAAGAAAAGGCAAGCCAAGCAAGGUUUCCGGCUGAGUCACGAGCUACAGCAGUCUGAAGAUAUGGAAAGAGAAAAGGAACACGAAGAUGUAAAGGUAGUUGUCUAAUAUUGUACUUUGAAGUGAUUUUUAAGGCAAGAUUUUGAAUAUAAACUUUUCUGUUUACUGAAAAUAUUUAAGAUCAGAGGUACAAUGCUACAUUGUUCCAUGGAUAAACCAGGUUUAUGGUCAAGGUUUGCCUAAAUUAUGACCAAUUCUCUGAACCAAACCCAAUGUGAUAGUUGCUUAAUAUGCACCUAUCAAUGUUAAGCCCCAGAGGGAGGGGGGGGGGUCGGGCAUAAGGUGGGACAUUUGAUUUUUUUGAGCAAAUUUUUGAUGAAAUGCCCCACCAUCGGGCAAUAAAAUAUUGGUUAAAUGCCCCACCAUUUUGCAAUAAAUACUAUAUUAAUAAAAGUCAUUUGGCUCAAAUUGCCCAGCUCGGGGCAAACAUGCUAAUCAAAAUCCCCAGGGUGGGGAUACAAUUGAUGAUCAAAUACUCAAAUACCCCACAUAUGCCCGAUAACCCCCCCCCCCCCUCUGGGGGUUAACAUUGAUAGGUGCAUUAAUAUGGUAGCACUCUCUCAAUUGUCAACAUAGCAAGCCCUUUUGAAUUACCUGUUGCCUGGAUGGCCUUUUAAAAAGUACUCAAAAAGGUUUAUCACAACAUGCUGUUGUAAUAAAGUCCUUGUUUAUUUUAGAGAUUUAUAUUCAUGCUAGAUGAAAAUAUGGCAAAAAAACUAGCCAUCCGUAGUCUUCGUCGUGGAAUUGGAAGUAUGGACUACGUAAACACAUUAUUAAUAAUGGAAGAUGAUCUUGAUGAAGCUGAUGGAAGUGAAAGGAUGGGUGAGUUUGGAGAAUCAUCAGAAUGUCCAAGCAAUGUUCCAUCGAAUGCGAAUGAAGAUAUAGAAGGCUCUAGUAGUAUGACACAGAAUCAGGGUCCGUCUCAAGAUGAUACCCCACCAGCAGAAUUACCAGAGUGGUGUAAAUGCGGGAAAUGUCGACCUAUGCCCCAAGAGGUAGAAAACAAAUGCUGCUGUCAAAAGAAGUGUAUCACCCUGUCAUCGAGAUUUACCAAGCUGUGUCUUGACCCCGAUGUACUGGAGCUGUGCAUUCGCAAUACUGGAGACAUCAGAAACGACAGGGAAGAUACCAGCACCAGAGCUUUCAGGAAAGCAGCAUACCGGCAAUUUACACUUGCACGAUAUGGCUAUUUAGGCAAAGGAAACAGGCGAGUGUGUCCCUCUUGUGUGGUGCUAAAGAUAAGGGCACAAUAUCCAUCUGUAACAGGUGUAUAUAUGGGAUUUAGGGAACACUGA
Paramuricea clavata is the source of this 2980-nucleotide messenger RNA. The record is from the annotation of a GenBank genome assembly. Lineage: Eukaryota; Metazoa; Cnidaria; Anthozoa; Malacalcyonacea; Plexauridae.